Molecule: messenger RNA, 640 nt
Organism: Psammomys obesus (fat sand rat)
Lineage: Eukaryota; Metazoa; Chordata; Mammalia; Rodentia; Muridae
Product: ubiquinol-cytochrome-c reductase complex assembly factor 6
Exons: 3
Coding region: 196-435 (79 amino acids)
Biological process (GO): mitochondrial respiratory chain complex III assembly
Cellular component (GO): mitochondrion
Source: RefSeq, a predicted model, not a curated record
CUCGCGCGUGGUUGGGGUCAGGAGCGAGGGGCUCUAGCUUCUCCCUGAGAGGCUGAGGAACCACCGGGCCCACCUUCCACCUGCUCCGCGGGCGCUGGCUUCACCUAGCGGGGUCACCCAGGAGGAAGUUGCACGCGUGCCAGAGGGCUGCGUAGCGACUCCGCCUCCUUUAAGCAGUCCUUGAAGCUCUCCAGCAUGCCCGGGGGCGUGUCCUGGUCCGCCUACCUGAAAAUGCUCUCCUCCAGCCUUCUGGCUAUGUGCGCUGGGGCCCAGGUAGUGCACUGGUACUACCGGCCUGACCUGACAAUACCUGAGAUUCCACCAAAGCCUGGAGAACUCAAAACAGAGCUUUUGGGACUGAAAGAAAGACACCACGAACCUCAGGUUUCACAGCAGCAGAAACUUCAAAAUACAACUGUGCCAAGAAUUCUGUGAAUAUUUUAAAUAUGUAUUUUUAAAUUUAUUGAGUAAGACUUUUUUUUAUUAUUAUUUUUUAUUUAUUCACUUUGUAUGCCGGCUGUGGCCCCCUCCCUCUUCUCCUCCUAAGCCCCUCUGUAAAACUACUUCUUAAAACACCUGAUCCAAAGGCAAAAAUGCUGGUUGCUAGGAGCUGAUAAAGAUGAGCUUGUAUUAUGGUUCA